Messenger RNA from Cuscuta epithymum, 1321 nucleotides. NCBI's taxonomy places the organism in Eukaryota, Viridiplantae, Streptophyta, Magnoliopsida, Solanales, Convolvulaceae. The record is from the annotation of a GenBank genome assembly.
GCCAACAUUAAUAUUGUUUAAUUAUCACAAAAUAAAGAGUGGAAGAUGAAAGAUUUUGAGGAGUUUCAUAUGAAUGGAGGUAUAGGAGAAGCAAGCUAUGCCAAUAACUCUCUACUCCAGAGAGAGGUGCUUCUAAUGACAAAGCCAAUAACAACAAAAGCUAUAGCUAGUCUCUACACCAAACUAAGACCAGAGACAAUCUCCAUUGCAGAUUUGGGUUGUUCAUCAGGACCAAACACUCUCUUGUUAGUCUCCGAGCUCAUGCAAGCGGUUGAUUGUGCCAGGAAAGAGCUCCGGCAUCGCUCCCCAGAAUUUCACAUACACCUAAAUGACCUUCCCAGCAAUGACUUCAACACCAUAUUCCGAUCGUUGUCGCAGUAUAUGGAAGGUUUGAAGAAAGAGAUGGGAGAGGAGUUUGGGCCAUGUUUCAUCAGCGGAGUUCCCGGAACGUUUUAUGGGAGACUUUUCCCUACAAAUGCUCUGAAUUUCGUCCACUCCUCUUAUAGUCUCAUGUGGCUAUCUCAGGUACCGCAAAGGGCAGAAGAGAAUAAGCGCAAUAUUUACUUGGCAGCUAGCAGCCCUCCUUGUGUGGUAAAAGCAUACUAUGAGCAAUUUGAAAGAGAUUUCCUAACAUUUUUAAUGUGUAGGUCUGAGGAAAUAAUCGUUGGCGGGCGAAUGGUUUUAACAAUUUUGGGGAGAAAUAGUGAAAAUCCGUGUGAUAAGGAAAGUUGUCACAUAUGGGAACUCUUAGCUAUCGCCCUCAGUGAUCUAGUGGACAAGGAUUUAAUUGAAGAUGCGAAAUUAAACACAUUCAACCUUCCUCAUUACACCCCAUCUCUGGCGGAAGUGAAAUGCCUAGUCGAGAAGGAAGGGUCUUUCUCCAUCGUCUCCUCAAAUGGUAGAUAUAUUGAUUGGAAUGCAUGUGGUGGAGAAGUGCACGAAAGUAGAAGUGUGGAAGAGGCAGGUAAGAGUGUGACCAAGUGCAUGAGAGCUGUGUCAGAGUCCUUGUUGGUUAGUCAUUUUGGUGUGGGAGUUAUUGAGGAGACGUUCCAUAAGUAUCAAAAGAAUAUCACAGAUUCCAUGUCUAAAGGAAAUAGACGAUAUUUCAAUGUUACAGUCUCUUUGGUUAGAAACCAAAUGGAUAACUAAUGUAGUACUUUGUGAUCAAUAAUUGGCUUACAUCAAAGUGUUGCUAAUUUAGCAAUUGAAUAAUUGUAAGUCAGAAUAAUUGCAAUAAUUACACGAACUAAACCUAUAUACACCAAAGUGUUUCUCAAUGUGUUGGAGUUAUAACUUUCAUACUAUCCAUUGGAAAUAAUAA